CCCAUUUCAGACAUCAACAGUUAUAUGUAGCUGCUAUAGAUAGACGCGACGGCGAGUACUACGACAUACGACGAAAACGGACCCCUACGAGUAUAACACCUAAUCCAUCAUUGUUCAACAACUUAAACUUAAUAUGCUUAAAUUCUAUUCUAGAAACUAGUGCAAAAUGACCGCAUCCUCAAACUCUGCAAAACCCCAGAAAGGAAAGGGGAAGAACAGCAAGAGCACCUCCUCCAAAAGAGACGCUCAGCCGCCCGUUGCUCCACCAAAGCCGGCUCGGUUCGUUGUCGCAGACGACACUGGUCUGUGUAAGCUUCUGAACGCUACUGCGGAGGAGUCUAAAGAGGUUGAACAAACCUUUGGUUCUCAGGGCAAGCAACGUGGGGUCGUCUUUCUGGAGAAGGUCGAGGUCGCAGGGCAGGACAAGAACACGGCUGAAGCUGGUGAGAAAGAGCUCGAUUCGAAGAAGUCGUCAAGACGUGGCAUCGUGCUUGGGCGAGAAUCGGGUGCUGUCGAGCUGUGGCUGUACAAGCACGUUGCCACGACAUCAGCUUCGACCUCCACGGAAGACGACACUAAAAGUGAACAUGGUGCAGAUGAUGAAGAGGAUAACGGCAACGAUCGCAAAGAAGAGGAUGCACCUCCUAGUGACGAAGAGGAGGAGGACGAUGAUGACAUCGUCAGCGUUGAUGAGAAUGGAGAGAUCUUAGUAGAUCCCGAGGACAGGAAGGAGCGCAAUAAGGCGCUAGAAGUAGGGAAGAGUGGAGGCACAAAGAAGGGCAAGAAGGAGGACGUUGAAGAUGAGGAUGAAGAAGAUUGCUUUAGUAGUGACGAUGAGGAGGACGCAAAGGACGAGGAGAAGAAGUCCUCCUCGGUAUCAAAAACAAGAAGUGCUCCAGCUCCUCGUUUCGAUGAUAAACCGACCUGGAGCGCCAACCUCGACAUUAUCCUGCACCCAAAAGACCCUACCAAGAACGAAAAGCUCAUCUUCGGAGCGGUGCUGGAGGGAGAGCAGCAACUUUUGGUUUUGUCGCAGCUCGGCAAUGUCUGGAUUCUGGAUUGUUCUUCGAGCCCCUCUUCAGAUGUCAGUCGUGCCACAACGGAAGCUGCUUCACCUUCAAAGAGCAAAAACAAAGUCGUUGAAGAGAGAGUGAAGCCGACUUUCACACUUCCUGGCACAUUCAUCCAACCUCUAGACAAGAAAUGGUCUACAUCAAUCAAGCCACGCAGCUGCGUGAAAUCCGCUUGUUUCAAAAAACAGGGAGAAAAACACCUACUAGCUUACGGAGGAACGGACAACGACGUUCGCGUAUUCGAUGUGAAAUCAAGGAAAUUGGAGUUUAAAGCAAAAAACUUGCCAAACGACCGCUUAGACCUGCAAGUGCCUUUGCGCUACACUAGACUACACUGGAUGCCCGAGGUACAAUUUGAACAUCAUUUUAUCAACUCCAUCAUUAUUUACCAAUCAUCUCCUCGAGCUCGCCUAAGACCCUCCACCAACAAAACAUCACUCCAAACCUACCACAGGCCUUCAAUGCCGAAACUGCAAUAGUUGCUGUGACGGGUGACGCUCGAGUCCGCAUAUUCGACACGGCAGUACAGGAGCGAGCCUUGUUUGACCUUCCCAUCGUGUACAAGCGUGAGCGAAGUUCCGCGUAUAGCGGAUGCGCCAAUAACAAGGUUGAAUCUGCAAGACCAGUCCAGGCAACCUGUCUCACGUCCAAAGGUCGACUUGUCACUGGCGACACAGUUGGAAACAUCGACGUUCUCGAUGUCACUGGCUGUCUUAGCUAUUUGAAGAGAACGACGACAGAGGAUAAAUCUCCUUCAACUUCACCUAAAACCUUGUUAAAAGCAGUUCCAAAAAUCGGAACUCCAGCUCAUUGCGACUUCGUCAGGGAGAAGAAGAUCGUGCAGUACUUGGGCGCUUCCUCACCUUACGGUAGCGCCAUUCGAGGACUCGUUGUGCUGCCAGAGACGCAGCAACUUGUCUGCGUUGGUCUAGGCCGCUUCGCCAACAUCGCAAGAGAUGCAGCAAGAAAUAGACGCGUACAGGACAAGCGCAUCUACCUGAAGCAAAAACUCUCAGCGGUUGUGGCCUUGGACGCUGUCGAAGAGGUUGUAGAGGAAGAUGCUAGGAUGAGGAGCAGCGCAACUUGUUCUUCAUCAUUAGCGAAGAUGGAGGACAUCAUGAUGAGUGAAGACUUGUCUGACGAGGAGGAAGAGGAGGAAUAUAUGGACGACGAACUCAGUUACGGUUCCUAUGAGCAAGAGUUCGACGACGAGAGCUCAAGCGAAGACGUCCCUCAACCUAAGAAACGAAGAAGGAAUAAGUAAUCUUAAUGUGCAUUGUCAUUGAUCUGACCCGCCAAGAAUAUGUCAGGAGGUGAAAGUCUCAACACAUGGCGGGAGCACUCGACAACUAGACUCUACUUCUGCAUCGUCACCCUUGAAGAUUCGGUCGGACAAAAUUGUAACCUUUUUCAUAAGACUACAUGAACUUGAAGAUACCUACGUCGCUAAUACGAGCUC
This is a messenger RNA of Amoebophrya sp. A25, 2532 nucleotides long. The record is from the annotation of a GenBank genome assembly. Lineage: Eukaryota; Dinophyceae; Syndiniales; Amoebophryaceae.